Messenger RNA from Aspergillus niger, 291 nucleotides. RefSeq lists its product as hypothetical. NCBI's taxonomy places the organism in Eukaryota, Fungi, Ascomycota, Eurotiomycetes, Eurotiales, Aspergillaceae. Bases 1 to 291 code for a protein of 96 amino acids. The record is from RefSeq and is a predicted model, not a curated record. The transcript is spliced from 3 exons.
AUGUUCAUCGAUAUUGAAGUUAGUUGCUUGUUGCGAGUUAAUUCCGAAAUAUCGAGACUGAACCAUGGGACAGGGACAGUCAGUGUUGCCUGGAUUCGUGCCCAAGGAAUCUCGUCGAUCCUAUCAUUUUCCGGAAAACCGGGUCCGCUCUGGAACGUGAUGACAAAAGUAUUGACUCCAUCACGAACGGGGGCCUUGAGGACUACCCAUGGCUGUCUCGCUGGUUUGGUAAGAUAUGUUGAAACGGAAAGUCGGCAGUUGAUUGUUUGCCCGAACUGCAUUGCCGGUUAG